This is a messenger RNA of Oncorhynchus masou masou (cherry salmon), 2852 nucleotides long. RefSeq names its product CUGBP Elav-like family member 3. The record is from RefSeq and is a predicted model, not a curated record. NCBI's taxonomy places the organism in Eukaryota, Metazoa, Chordata, Actinopteri, Salmoniformes, Salmonidae. Gene Ontology annotation, molecular function: mRNA binding. Gene Ontology annotation, biological process: mRNA splice site recognition; regulation of alternative mRNA splicing, via spliceosome. The transcript has 15 exons. Gene Ontology annotation, cellular component: ribonucleoprotein complex; nucleus; cytoplasm. Bases 196 to 1623 code for a protein of 475 amino acids.
AAAUCAUCUCAAAUUACUCUGGGAAUUAUUUUACAACGUGGAGUGAAGGAUCUCUUGAAAUUGGGGCUCCGAACACUCUCACGUCCUAAAGCUCUGGUCGCUCCUCUCCAGAGGACCACGACUCUGCUCGCACUCACCGCGCUCUUCUCACCUCGAACCCCGCAGAGCGCCUGUUGUUCUCCCCACUGUGUUCCGAUGAAGGAAGCCGACGCGAUCAAGCUGUUCGUGGGGCAGAUUCCUCGGAAUCUAGAGGAGAAGGACCUCAAACCGAUCUUUGAACAGUUUGGGAAGAUCUACGAGCUGACGGUGAUAAAGGACAAAUACACCGGCAUGCACAAAGGAUGUGCAUUCCUGACAUACUGUGCGAGGGAGUCAGCGCUGAAGGCCCAGAGUGCUUUGCAUGAGCAGAAGACGCUACCGGGGAUGAACCGACCCAUCCAGGUAAAACCAGCCGACAGCGAGGGGAGAGGAGAAGACAGGAAGUUGUUUGUGGGCAUGCUGGGUAAACAGCAGAGUGAUGAAGACGUCAAGAGGCUGUUUGAGCCCUUUGGCACUAUAGACGAGUGUACUGUACUACGGGGGCCAGACGGCACCAGUAAAGGUUGUGCGUUUGUGAAGUACCAGGGACAUGCUGAAGCUCAGGCUGCCAUUAGCACCCUGCAUGGGAGCCGCACACUGCCUGGUGCGUCGUCCAGUCUGGUGGUGAAGUUUGCCGACACAGAGAAGGAGAGAGGGCUGAGACGGAUGCAGCAGGUGGCAUCACAGCUGGGCAUCUUCAGCCCCACCAUGACACUUAACUUCCCUGCUUACAACGCUUACACACAGGCCGUCAGCGCACAGGCGAUUGUCCAGCAGCAAGCUCUGGUUGCUCAGUCAGCGUACCUGUCUCCUGUAGCAACUGUUGCCAGUUUACAGAUGCAGCAGAUGGCAGCGCUCAACGCAAAUGGAAUCAUCGCCACGCCCAUCACAUCUUCCUCUGAGUCUAGUAGCUGUCAAUCACAAUAUCUCCUCCACUGUGAUUGGUCCUCCCGGUUUGCAGGUACGAAUACCCCUCCAACCAUCUCAGCCACACCCGUGCCAUCACUACCUCCACCUCUAGGAGUCAAUGGUUACAGUCCACCAACCAAUGGACAGCAAGCAUCAGAAGCACUAUACACCAAUGGCAUUCAUGCGUACCAAGCCCAGAGUCCAGCAUUAUCUCUAGAUCCUCUCCAGCAGGCGUAUGCAGGCAUGCAGCACUACACAGCGGCGUACCCUGCUGCCUAUGGAUUGGUCGGCCAGCAUUUUCCACAGCAACCUACCCUGGUUGCCCAGCAACACCAGCAGCCCCAGCAACAGCAGCAGCGAGAAGGGCCGGAGGGUUGUAAUAUCUUUAUCUACCACCUGCCUCAGGAGUUCAGUGACAGUGAGAUGCUCCAGAUGUUUCUGCCCUUUGGAAACGUCAUCUCAGCUAAAGUCUUUGUAGACCGCGCCACCAACCAGAGCAAGUGCUUCGGUUUUGUGAGUUUUGACAACCCAUCCAGUGCCCAGACUGCCAUCCAGGCUAUGAAUGGGUUCCAGAUCGGCAUGAAGAGACUCAAGGUGCAGCUGAAACGACCUAAAGACGCCAACCGCCCCUACUGAAGGAGAGAGGAGAGAGAUCCUCCCGUCCAAUCAUAAUUCGCGGGGAUCCCAUCACUAUGGUUACCUAGCGACCGAUAAAGCCCCGACCCCCCUUCCUCUCACGUGUUACUCUGGCCAUGGUGGAAUCCCAGCGUGCAUUGCGCCCUCAGACCUACUACCUUUCUUUUGAGCGACGGGGAACAGCACACACACAAAUACAACACACACACACACACACACACACACACACACACACACACACACACACACACACACACACACACACACACACACACACACACACACACACACACACACACACACACACACACACACACAUUGCACUCUAAAAGGACCAAGGCACAGAUAUUGACAAAUGUACAUAUUAUAGUCCUCACACACACAAACACUCACAUACUUUCAAAUACAUAUAUGUCAGUAAUCGUACCCAUUGAACUGGACUCAGUUUGAAAAUGGUUUGUCUGGAGUGUGUGGGGCAGUGAAGAUCACACACAUACAUGACCCAGGAAGUACUUACUAAAGUCAUUGAUGAGAUGAUGAAUAAUGGUGAUAUAUCACUUCUUUGGACCAUAACAUGUCAUAUUACAUGGCUAUUACAUGUGUAUAACAUGAUACAAAUAGGAAGGCCUCCAUUUCGUAAUAAAAAAAGGAAAACAGGAAAACAUAUUGACACAAAAAUGAGUAAUUUAGAGAAACUUUGGAGAGAGAUCCUUAUGGCCUGUAAAUAAUUUAGUUUAAGAAGAGUAACAUUUAGAAAAUUACAAAAAACGCAAAAAGAAGAGUACUUUAGAUAAACCACUGAAAAAUGACACAAUAUUAUUAUUAUUAUUGUUAUUAUUAUUAUUAUCUUCGUUAGGGGAUAUUGUAUUAGAAAUAAAGAAAGGGGAGAAUCAAACAUAUUUUCAAUUUCUACUUAGAUUUUAGGAUAAAUGUGGAUGGGAGGGACUGCACCUUUUCUGAGAGGUUUUAAUAUUUUAACAAUUUUUUAUUUAUUGACUAAUUUAUCAAUUAUUUUUGUUAAUAGGGAGAAAUGAUGAAGGGUUUAAAGGGGUUACAAGUUUCUGAUUUUAGAAUUUUUUAGAGCAAAAAAGGGUCUGUUUCUGUCAGACUGUCAGAGUAAUUAUAAUUAUGAAUGAAUUAUUACAACAAUGAUAUUUAUUUCUUAUUUAUUGAGUCUGUUUUUGAUCCAAUCUCUUUUUAAGUUAAAAUAAAAAGUAUUAUACAUCAAA